Lethenteron reissneri (Far Eastern brook lamprey) is the source of this 2202-nucleotide messenger RNA. RefSeq lists its product as uncharacterized. Lineage: Eukaryota; Metazoa; Chordata; Hyperoartia; Petromyzontiformes; Petromyzontidae. Gene Ontology annotation, molecular function: growth factor activity; cytokine activity. Gene Ontology annotation, cellular component: extracellular region. The record is from RefSeq and is a predicted model, not a curated record.
AGGUGAGCUGAGCUUUACCGAGGACCUGGCCGUUAUGAAUCUCCUCCUCCUCCUUCUGGCGCUGCUGUGCGCACGUGGGGGACCUCUGGCUAUUGUGACGUCACGGCGGCCUGUGACGUCACCCUCACCGUCGACGUUAUCGUCGUCGCAGUCGUCGACAACAUCGACGGAAGCCGCGAUGUUCACUCAAACAGCGUCGUCGUCAUCAACAUCAUCAACAUCGACAACUCCAUCACAAAGACCAUCAACAUUAACGUCAACAUUAUCCACAUCAUCAUCAUCAUCGCCACCAAUAACAUCAACAUCCACAUCAUCAUUACGUGAUGAUGAUGAUGAUGAUAUCAAUGUUGAUGAUGAUGGCGCCAAUGAUGAUGCUUAUGAUGAUGAUGACUUUGCUAGUGGUGACCCGGGUCUGUUGAUGGAAAGGCGCUUCAUGCUUCAACUCUACAACAGAUUCCUCUCUGAUCGCUCCGCUAUUCCAUCCGCAAACACCGUGAGGAGUUUCAGAACAGAGGAAGUGAUCACCGUCGACGACUUUGGCUCAAACCCGACGCCUCCCCUCCUCUCGCUGCUCUUCAACAUCUCCUACGUGCGACGUCACGAGCUUAUCGCCUCGGCCGAGCUGAGGCUGCCACGCGUGCUGCCAGGCGGUGCUAGUUGCGUGAGCGUGACCGGGGAUGACCCCUCCCUAGACCUCGUCCCCGGAAGAGAGGGGGUUGCAGCGGAGGGCGGGGGGGAGCCCGAGGAGAAAGCGUUGUUCGUGACGUUCGACGUGACGUCAGUCGUGCGCGGCUGGUCUCGUGACGGGAUGGGCGCUCAGAGGCUGCGCGUGCACGUGGCAUACGGAGACGGCGGAGGAGACGGUAGAGGAGACAGCGGCGGCCGCGUCGACGCCUUCAACAACAACAGCAGCAGCAACAAUAAUAAUACCAACAACACGUUCAGCAGCAUCAACAAGAAUAGCAACAGCAGCAAUAAUAACAUUAACAAUACCCACAACAGCAAUAAUAACAAUACCAAACACAACACGUUCAGCAGGAAUAACAGCCACAACAACAGCAAUAAUACCAAAAACAGCCACAACAGUAGCAGCAGCAUGAGUAACAUCAGUGUAACGAGUGGCCUCCUCAACAGCAUUGGCCGCAGCAGCGACGUCACUGUAAUAAAAAACCCUGACAUGAACCCCUUCGGCGGGGGCCACAUCCUCAACAUCGUCGCCUCGAAGCUCAAGGCCGAGGCUCUCUUAAUCGUAUUUUCUGACGACGAGAGGAGACGUCACCAUCACCACCACCUUCGACAAAACAAACAUCGUCGUAUGCGAGGCCGUCGCCAUCACGGCCGCCGUCGACAGGAGGUGCACGAGAUGAUUGGCCAUCAGGAGAUCAUUGCCCUGGGUGGGCGAGAGAGCAGCAGCAGCAGCAGGGGGAGAGUGUCAAGGGCGAGCCGAGCAUUGGGAGAGGAGAUCGGGAGGGGGAUCAGUGGGGAGCGCAGACCGGGAGAGAGCACGGGACAGAAGACCGGUGGAGGAGGAGGAGGCGGAGCGAAGCGCAAGGGGAGCACCAGGAGGGAGAUGAAAGAUGUUGGUGGCAGGGAGACCGCGAGAGGGAUGAGGAGGUACAAGUCCGGCAGUAGCAGUAGUAGAGAGAGGGGCAGGCUAACGGGGAGCGCGAUGACAACGACGACGAGGAGGAGAGGCGGCGAGGAGAGGAGAGAGCCCGCGAGGGAGAGCGCGAUGAACGCAGUCGACGCUCUCCCCACUGCUCCUCUGCCCGGCCGUGCCCGACGCCACGCGGCGACAGCACCGGCAGGAGGAGCAGGGGGAGUUGCGGCCAUCGGUCAGAGGCGAGGACGAGGCUCCGUCUACUGCAGAAAGGUGCCGCUCAGGGUCAGCUUCAAGGACAUCGGCUGGAACACGUGGAUCAUCGCCCCACAGGAGUACGAGGCGUACGACUGCGUGGGCAACUGCUCGUUUCCGCUCAUGGACCACGUGACGCCCACGAAGCACGCGAUCGUGCGCGCACUCCUUCACACGCGGCGGCCCGAAGCGGUCAUGCGGCCCUGCUGCGUGCCCACACGACUUGAGGCCAUCUCCAUCCUGUACCUGGACCCGGCCGGCAAGGUCACCUACCGCUACCGCUACGAGGGAAUGAUUGUGGCCGAAUGCGGGUGUAGAUAGGGGACAGAGAUACAGGGGGAGUGAGA